AUGUCUUUCAGCAGGCGACCUGCUACGAAUCGUGGUCGAGUCACAAACCUUCCUGACGAGUACGAUGAAGCCGAUCGUUCAACGCUGCUAGCGUACAAGACCGAAAUCACAGAUGAUAAUGCCGGCACCGAAGCUGAACUUCCGGACGCUGGGAGAGCGCCCUUGCGUUCCGCUAGCUCGACUAUCAUCGACUUAAAACAGCCUCUCAUCCAGGCUGAGAGAGCUGCUGCUGACCACGCCAGGCCGUGGUUUGGUAUAAUGGCGUCUGUCAAGGCUUUCUUUUGA
This is a messenger RNA of Colletotrichum paranaense, 285 nucleotides long. RefSeq lists its product as uncharacterized. NCBI's taxonomy places the organism in Eukaryota, Fungi, Ascomycota, Sordariomycetes, Glomerellales, Glomerellaceae. The transcript has a single exon. Bases 1 to 285 code for a protein of 94 amino acids. The record is from RefSeq and is a predicted model, not a curated record.